This is a messenger RNA of Raphanus sativus (radish), 1074 nucleotides long. Its product is annotated as cytochrome c-type biogenesis protein CcmE homolog, mitochondrial. Lineage: Eukaryota; Viridiplantae; Streptophyta; Magnoliopsida; Brassicales; Brassicaceae. Gene Ontology annotation, cellular component: plasma membrane. Gene Ontology annotation, biological process: cytochrome complex assembly; protein-heme linkage. The record is from RefSeq and is a predicted model, not a curated record. Gene Ontology annotation, molecular function: heme binding.
CUAAACCACCCAGAGGUUUCGCGACGUGGUCCAAUAGUCAGUGGGCGGCUUGUAUCAAUUUUUCUCCAUAAACCUCACGAACUUUCUCUGAUUCCGAUUCCCACGAGAACAUGGCGGCUAGAUUCAUGCUCCGUCGGAGUUCUCAGAUCCUCCGAUCUAUCGAAACCCGACCACCACUCUCCCAAUCUCCCAAACCGAUUCUCCACCCCUUUACCACCGCCUCACCAGAUCCCGCGACUACCCCCUCCACCCUCCUCCUCCGAUCCCUCUCCACCCUCCGCCGCGGCCCGACCCGCCCCAAGAAGAUCGACAUAGGAGCGAAAGCGCGCCAGAUGCAGAACCGCCGCCUCUGGACCUACGCCCUGACCUUCAGCUGCAUCGCGGGGUUCGUGGUGAUCGUCCUCAACCAGUUCCAGGACCAGCUCGUCUUCUACCUGACGCCGUCCGACGCCAUGGAGAAGUUCGCGGCGAAUCCGACGAAGAACAAGUUCCGCCUCGGGGGACUGGUCCUCGAGGGGAGCGUGGCGCAGCCCGCGGCGUCUCAGGAGAUGGAGUUCGUGAUCACGGAUCUGAUCACGGAUAUCCUCGUGAGGUACAGAGGCUCACUGCCUGAUCUGUUCAGGGAAGGGCACUCUGUUGUGGUGGAAGGGUUUAUCAAGCCGUUUAGCGAGGAGGUGAGGAAGGAGGUGUCGACGAAAGCUGUUUCGGGGAAGGCGAGGGGGCUUGAUUGUUUCUUCUCGGCCACGGAGGUUUUGGCUAAGCAUGAUGAGAAGUAUAUGCCUGGGGAGGUUGCGGCGGCUAUUGAGAAGAAUAAGAAGAUUAUUGCAGCCAAUCAAGAAGCUGCUGCUAAAGUUGCUUCUUAGUUGGUGGGGGUAUUGUUCAUGUUAAUGAAAUAUAAUUGAUUAUAGUUUGUGGAAGCUCAGGAAUGUUUUUAUUCCUAUUUGAUUUUGAGAGUUAGGAGGAGAAUGGAGAUUAUUACACUAAACUGGAGCUUUUGUUUGGAUCGCACAAGGCUUAAGCUAAUCUGUUUUUCUUGUUAUAUUUGAGCAAAUAAAGUGAACACUUUCAUGAGGA